This is a messenger RNA of Eucalyptus grandis, 2543 nucleotides long. Its product is annotated as protein ACCELERATED CELL DEATH 6-like. Gene Ontology annotation, molecular function: protein phosphatase regulator activity; protein phosphatase 1 binding. Gene Ontology annotation, cellular component: plasma membrane. The record is from RefSeq and is a predicted model, not a curated record. The transcript has 4 exons. Bases 217 to 2346 code for a protein of 709 amino acids. Lineage: Eukaryota; Viridiplantae; Streptophyta; Magnoliopsida; Myrtales; Myrtaceae.
UCAGGUAGCUUCCAUCUUACAGCUUCAUUAUAAAGACCAACCCAUCUUUGUGUACAUCACCCAUUCCGAAACAAGUGAAAUCACUUUAAGUCCUUCGCCACCAGGCUUUCCACUCCAGAGUAUCAGCAUCAGCAUCAUCCUCCAGUUCCACCACCAUAUUUUUCUUCUCAAGUUCUGCCCUUCUUUUUUCUUCAGUACCUGCACAGUUUGUGCUCAAUGGACGUUGAGAUAUCUAUACAAGUGGCGGACGGAGGAAUGAGCAGGCCGACCGCAGAGGAGGUCGAGAGGGAUGAAAGAGGAUCUUUCAAUGAAGUGUCAGGGGAUGAAAUAAUUUCUUCGAAGGAAGAAGAAAUCUGGAGGAGUCGACAGCAGAAAAUGGAUAAAGCAUUGGCGGAUUCGCGAACCAUGUCAGGACAAGAUCCAGCAGAAGUUUACGCUUUUGCUGGAAAACUGGUGAGUGUCGUCAACGGCGUCAAACACGGCGAUGUUGACGAGUUCCUCUCCAAGAUCGAAAGUUUUGCUGGUCAAAUCGAUCUGUUGGCCGUUUUAAAAACCCGAUGGGAAUGGAACCUUUCACUGCUCCACAGGGCAGCAAUCAACCGCAAGGACGAUAUUCUAAGGCUCUUGAUUGAUUCUGUUGGUGACCACCUCAUAGCCGCCAAAGAUGAUAGGGAAAAUACCCCACUCCACUUCGUCGCUAUUUCGGGGGGAUCUACUAGAGCUGCUGAGAUGUUGAUUCGCCGGGACAAGAACAUCCUGAGGAUGAAGAACAAACGUGGAAAUAGCGCUUUGCACGAGGCCGUGCUCAAUCGUCACACCAACGUGGUGCGCUAUUUGUUGAGCGAAGAUUUGGAGCCCGUGUACUGGCAGAACGCGGCUCAGAAAUCUCCCUUGUACCUAGCCGUCAACACCAACGACUCCAAAAUGCAUGACGUUUUAUUUUCGCCCUCGUUGAAACCAUCAAAGAUAGAAGGCUUGCCGCCCAUUCAUGGUGCCAUUGCGUUUUCCAACUGCGAUUUAGUUGAGUUGAUACUCGAGAAAAACAUGAAGCUAUUUGCAAUGACCGACUCUGGAGGCAGCAAUGUAUUCCAUACAGCAGCUUUCCUAAAUCGGGCCUGGGUAUUCGAAUUCUUACGACCAGAAACUGAAUAUUUGGCCCGAGAAUGGGACAAGAAUGGAGAUCUUCCCAUUCAUAUUGCGAGCAAGAUGGGUCAUGUUCACCUAAUCGAGAAGCUAAAACCAGUAUCAACGAGGCUAAAUAAGCAAGGGCAAACCAUUCUUCAUGUCGCCGCAAAAUACGGGAGAGCCUCUGUAGUGAGAUAUAUACUCAGAGAUCCAAAACUGGGGAGGGAGUUAAAUACACCAGAUGAUGCUGGAAAUACAGCUUUGCACUUGACUGCAGUGCAUUCACAACCCGCUGCUUUGAUUCAUCUUGUGUGGAGUGAAGAAAUUGAACUCAGAGUUUGCAACAACGAAUGCUUGACUGCUUUUGACAUUGCUCGAAGACACAUGGCAAUGGAGCAUACGAAACGACAGCAAUUGGUACUCCUAGCAUUGGCUUGCUCGGUUGCGGGAAAAGUUCCACCUGUAAGCACAGAGUUACCCAUAGUUAGGCCGGAAGAUCGAGAUAAAGAGUUUUCAUCAUUAGUCCGCUCACGCGGAAACAAGCCGGACAGUGACAUGGUCAAGGAUUACAUCAAGUGCCGUCUGCUGGUGGCAAUGCUUGUGGCCACAGUGACUUUCGGAGCUGGUUUUGCAGUUCCUGGAGGAUUUAACGGCUCGGACAAAACCCCCGAAAAUGACUUGGGCAUGGCUACGAUGCUGGACAAGAGAAUGUUCCAGGCUUUCGUGAUUUGCAACACCAUCGCGAUGUUCUGCUCAAUGACUGUGGUCGUCAACCUCAUCUGGGCACGGCUAGUCGACGUCGAAAUUGCGGUAACUGCAUUCCAGCACACAACACUGCCGCUAAAAAUUGCACUCUUGGCGAUAUCCACUGCUUUCUUAACUGGUGUGACCUUGACCGUUGGCAAACUCUCUUGGCUUGCCAACACCAUAUUUUAUUUGGGACUCCCUUUCCUCCUCAUUAUCUCAGGUGCUAUAUUGUUAGAGCACCCUCCCGUCUUUAUCACGAUCCAAAACUGUCCUAUCCGUCGUCUGACAUUAUGGCUUAUUCUCGCUUACAUUAAAUUGUGGAGAGUUGAGACGUACAUUUAUGAUGACACGGAAGAUGACAGAAGGGUGAACGAGACCUUCGCUAGUCGGCCUGCGGAUGGUGCUGGUGAAUUGAAGACUGACGACUCGGCAACAGCGAAAUGUGAGGAUGCGCCACAUUCUUCAAAUCACUGAUUUCUGGUCUUAUUUGCUUCAUCUGUUAAUAAGUUCUAUCUUUGAGCAAAGUCUGAGUCUAUGAGUGAAGAUGAGUAUUAAAGUACUUGUACUGAAGUAUUUGAAUCAAGCCUCGCUAUUGUCUGAUAAUUUAAGUUUUAGAAUAAUUGAUUAUAGUUUUAUAAAGUUCCAUAGUGAUGCACAUGACGUUUAAAUUA